CCUUGGACUGCAUCACCAUUUGCAGGUCUUCGUGGUCGACCUAGAUCAUCACCGCCAUUCAGGCCCAUCUAAGAUGACCCUGCAAUAACAAUAACAGGCGCACGAUGGCGCCGCCUACUCCGUCACCCCCUACAAGUCCUAUCACCACUGCAACACCGACACCUUCUCCCGCUCCCUCACCUAUUCCGCCUCCCGUCCCAGUCGAGACUCAUCCGAACCGGGCAAAGCCUCAAUUACAUCGCCUCACUUCAGACCCGAGUCGCCUCGCACCAGAGGAUGCAUACAGGACAUUCUCGCCACCGCGACUGCGACCUGUCCCUGAGAUCAAUGGCUCUGCAGCUGCAUCCGCUGCGGCCGCUGCUCUUAGACCGGCAGUCGCGUCUUUACGAGCACCGCCUGCUAUACCUCCUGUUGCAGCACGGCUUGCUGAAGAACGAAGGCGCGCAGCCAGCAGGAGGCGCAAGCAACCGCAUGUUUGGAAGAAGUUGCUGUGGAUCAAACAACAUGGAUUCCCAGACAAUUAUACAGACACCGAGACCUUCUUGGAUCAUUUGCAGAGAAAUCCGAGGCUCAGACCUUACGAUUUCUGGCCAUUGGUAGCAGACUCGGCAGUCAUUGUGCAGCAUGUGUGCUCGGUUGCCAUCUUCGUCUGCGCAUACGCGGGCAUCUACCAAGAUCGUCUGUCUCCGGUGUCGGUAGUGACAUGCGGCACGAUCGCUACAGUGGGUGGAUGGAUUGUAUGGGAUCACUGGAUGGGUCAGGAAGAGGCAGAAGAGAUGGCCGCUGUCAAGAAAGCAAACAGACUAUCUGUGGAUGUUGACGACGGGUCGAGCACAAGUUCUACUGGCUCAGCAAAACUGAUAAUGAAUGGCAAUGGUCAUGCGAACGGACAUGCAAACGGCGGCGUGGGCGGCCGUGGCCUCAGUCUGAAAUUGUCGACCAGCAAUCUGGCUGUCAAGGAGAACGAGUCGAAGUUUGCCGGCAAGCAUGGCCAAUCUCUAUCCAAAUCCUCUUUCCAAUCGAUAUCACCCAUUGAUGCUCUGGGCGACUCACAAAUGGAACCCUUUCCGGAUCUUCGUCCGACCACGUCUCAUUCACAAGCUCCUCAAUCACCUAGCAUUAUCUACUCUCCAACCACGUUGCCAGCGUCAAUCUCUCCACGCAAUCAAGCACGUCUCAAGACUCUCAAAUCCGCCGGUCUGAUCUAUUUUGCGCUUCUCGGGUUGUCGCCGAUACUCAAGUCCUUGACCCGAUCAACUUCAUCCGACUCAAUCUGGGCUUUGGCUACCUGGCUCCUAAUCAUCAAUAUCUUCUUCUUCGACUACAGCAGUCUUUAUGUUCCCGCCAAAUCUCAGCCAUCGGCUUCUUCAUCAGAAAAGUCCAAAACUACUCCGGCUGAUACGACACGCCCACACACACACGCCUCAUUCCGUGCUCCUGCAUUUCCAUCUUCGUUGUCGACAAACGCAGCGCUGAUGGCAAGUACAGUGUUGGCAUCACGGCUGCGGACCACAACAGCCGUGUUUAGUCUGACUCUUUUCUCCAUCCAGGUAUUGGGGCUGUUCCCGGUGUUUCGACGGCAUCUUCGCCACAAGUCGUUCAAUCUACAUCUACUUCUUACCUUUGCUCUUGUCACCAUGUCGACCUGUGGGUUGAGCUUGAUAUUGUCCAAGUCAUACACACAUACAUACGGUGACUGUGGAUUCUGUCUGGGCUGGGUAUGGCAUGUCAUAAAACGGUGCACCAUUGGAUUUGCGAUAGGAGGGUUCAGUACAGCAUUUGUCAUGGGAGGUUGUUCCUGGUGGUUGAUUGGGUUGCAGCGGUACAAAAAUGUGGUUAUCGGUCCUUGGGAUCCGGCCAAACCUGUUCUGGCCGGUGGUGUCUAUGGACGAAGUAGAACAGGUACAGAUUAAUGUUUAUGUCAUUCUGCU
Exophiala xenobiotica is the source of this 1931-nucleotide messenger RNA. RefSeq lists its product as uncharacterized. The record is from RefSeq and is a predicted model, not a curated record. The coding region runs from base 105 to 1913 and encodes 602 amino acids. Gene Ontology annotation, cellular component: glycosylphosphatidylinositol-N-acetylglucosaminyltransferase (GPI-GnT) complex; membrane. The transcript has a single exon. NCBI's taxonomy places the organism in Eukaryota, Fungi, Ascomycota, Eurotiomycetes, Chaetothyriales, Herpotrichiellaceae. Gene Ontology annotation, biological process: GPI anchor biosynthetic process.